AACGGCUUUUCUAGGUUACAGGCAAAAGGUCGUCAUGCCCAUCAUGUCCUCUCUCAGGUGUCUCUCUAUGUCUACUGUUUAUUGACACAUGUCUACUGUCACUGCUGUUUCCCUGUCAGUCCGAAGCACCGCGCGUUCUCGCCCUACUCGACGACAACGUGGAGAGAUGACAGGAUCGUUGGCCGAGCUGAGGAGCGUCUAGAUAGCCAAGGUCCGAGAUACCCUCGAGCGAAAUCGAUGGCAUAAAUGCGCUCGGCUAUCAGCGUAAUCCUGUCGAGUCCGGUGCCCGACAACAAGAUGUCCCAUCCCGAUUAUGAGCAGACCGCCCACGAUCACGCCGCCCUGCUGCUGUUGCUGCGACCGGUCGGCACGCAGAUCAAGCCGAAGACGGUCAGUAGGUUAUGCGAACGGAUCGUCAAGGCUGGCAGCCGAUUCUCCGUGUCCGACUCCAGCGGCGGCACGCGGGAGAUCCUCGCCCGAUUCGUCCGGGAGCAUCCCGUGGAGAACAACGACUGGGGGGACUUUCAGACGCACCGGCGGCUGCUGGGCCUCAUCACCUUCGGCAGAUACGACAAUCAGACGGAGCUGAACGAGUUGUGCCGGGUGCACGAGACGUUGAAGGUGAAGUACAGCAGCACCCUGUACGACUCGCGUGCCAUCCUCUUCGGGCCCGUCGAAUCGAACGGCCGUCACGAACCACCGCCGGGCUACACCACGCCUGGCAACUUCAAAACGCGGGCGAUAUUCUACGCGGACGAGGCGUGCCCCGAUCUCGAGACGCAGACAGCCGAGUAUCUCAAUUUCCUGUUCUGGAUCCUCGAGUCGAAGAGGCUGGAGCGCUCCCGGGAGAAGAUAGAUCGCGUCUCCCUUCUGCUGGCUCCGUUUGAGAAGAAAGACUUCAUCGGGCUGGACCUCGAGUCCAGAAAUAACAAGAAGAGAUGCGUGGGUCGCAUGACGAAGCAUCUGGGGGAUUUGUGUCUUCAAGCCGGACUUCCAGCCGACGCCCUGAACAAUUACAAUUCCGCCGCCAACAUUCUGCAAGCCGUCAAUGAUUGGCUGUGGCUGGGAGCGGCGUACGAAGGCCUCUGUGCCACUUCUGUCUUGGUUCUUUAUCCCAACAUGUGCCGAAGUCUUCCACUGCAAAGAAACUCUUCCUUGCAAGAAGGAAGUCCAAGUAAACAGAGACGAGGAUCGCAGGCUCUUACAGUUUUGCCAGCUCCGCCCAGUAUAGACAUGGUAAAGGCCAGCAUGCCGCAUAUUUUACUACCUGAGGAAAUAUCUAAGAAAUAUCGUGAGGCUAUAGUACAUUACAGUAAAUACCAAUACGCAGGUAUAAUUGAGACUGAGGCAAGUUUCAAAGCCACGAGAAUCUCAAUAGAACAGAACUGCACCUUGCAAGCCGCAUCAUAUUUGAAUAAUGUUGUAUUGAUUAAUUUGCCACUCAGCGAGCAGGAAAAAAUUGAUCGAUUCACUACAUUAUCAGAUCUAUAUACGAGCUUUGGUUUUGAUAGAAAGGCGUCAUUCUGCUUGCGAUUGGCAGCCACUCGUCAUGUAUCGCAAAAUAAUCCCAAUCCAGACUGGCAACAAUGUUAUAAUUUGAUGCUACAAGCCACAUCUGGAUUUAAAUUAUCCUUGGAUCCCGUUGACAUACCACCAGAUGGACAAAGAGGAUGGCCGGCUAUACAGAUCCAAAUAAUAAAUGAACUUGUUGCCGCUGCAAACCGAAUGGGUAAUCCGGCACUUGCUACGAGGCAUCUGACGUUUUUACUUCAAACAAUGUACAAUCAUCUAACGCUUACCGAACGGAAGGAUAUUGCGCUGCAGUUGCAAAAUGUAUCUCAACAGUGCGAGGGUGCACCAGUCCCCCUUGUUUUAGAUUCUGGUACCGUUAUACCACCGGCUAAUUUGUUAAAUAUACCAAAAACAAAAUCGUUUACUCUGAAAAACAUGCAGCCGCACUUACAGCCUCAAAAGAUAGAAAGGGUAAAGGAAGAUCAUGGUCCAUUUUUAUUUACGCCAAUUAAUUUCGGAUCGUUGGAGCGCAAAAACACUUCGAAGAGCAAAGUCGAUUAUUUGUGGGUGGAAGGAGAUAUCUGUGAGGUGUCGAUGCAGCUCUUAAAUCCUUUACCGUUUGAAUUACACGUGUCUAACAUGAGACUUUUGACAAAUGGCGUGGUAUUUGAAUCGAUACCGGAGAGUAUCAGCCUGCCUGCCGAGUCUGGUCCGAUUGCGGUCACGUUGGCGGGUAGACCCAAGGAGGUUGGAGAUUUAGAGAUACUCGGAUUCAGCACGCACACAUUGGGAGUUAAAUCCAACUGUAGAUUGAGAUACAUGGAGGGUAUGUUGCAUCCUCAAUACACCGUCGAAGUCAUUCCAGCCUUACCGAGAAUCGACGUCGCGACGAGUUUGCCUCAAACUGCCAGCUUGAGUUCCGGCGACAAUAUCGUUACCAGCGCGAGUAUAUCGCUCUACGGCGGUGAGAGCGCCGGGUGUACCGUGACAAUAACGAAUGCUGGGCAGGUGCCUAUUGAAAUGGUCGAGUUAUCAGUACAGUCCGCUUUGGAUGCCGUAACUGAAAGUAAGAUUUUUAAAUGGAGCGAUGAGAAUCUGAUGACACAACUGCCUUUGCAACCUGGCAGCAGCGCGAGUCUUACCUUAUAUCUGUACGCAGCAACGGAUUUUGUAGCACCUUCGAUUAGAAAUGAUGUUACUAGCAGUACCUGCCUUAGUCAACCGAGCAGCCUAAUGUCGCAUUCAGGCCACAGUUCUUUACCGUCUAGGCUUAGUUCUCCGUCUCAUCAUACGAAAAGACAAUCCGAGCUGACCUCUUCCUUCAGAUCGGGAGUAAGCUCGCACUCCGGCCAUUCUUCCUUAGCGAGCACGCGCUUGUCGAAACUUGCAGUACCUUUACACACGUCUAACAUUAUUGAAGGUCAAUUAAGAAUUAAGUACUCAGGAGGUGCAGGCUUGUUAACUGGUUAUUGCAGAAUUUCGUCUGUUUUUGUUACCAUUGAAAUGCUACCCAGUGUGCAGAUUACUAAUUGGGACGUGUUGCCGGCCGAAACACCAUUGCAAUUUUAUCUCGUGCUGGACGUGACAAAUAUGACGAAUCACGAAAUGGAAUUACACUACACGCAAAACAAAUGUAUAUACAUGGAAGGUAAAGAACCGUGUAGAAUUCCCGUUCCAGUCGACCGAUGUCCGCUUAAUAAAUUAUCUCUGCUAAAUGGCGCUGGUGAUACGAGUGAACUCCAGAAAAUAUGUGCCGAACACAUAGCUUCGUUGGUCGAUCUGCGCUGGCAAUUGUUAGGCACCGAGUCAACGGGAAAGGCAACUCUCUCCGGUAUCACUCUAACUCAAGAUAUGUUGGAUCUCGUGAGAAUGAGUCCUCUGCAAUGGGACAUAACGAUCAACGAUAUUAUUGUAAAAGCACAAGAGGAACUGUCGUGCGCUUUGGGUGAAUGCAUCAGCGUUGGUGUGGGAGUGUGCAACGCUCUGGAACAUCCUCUGAGCGAUCUUACGUUGUCCAUUAAUUUCUAUCAGGACCAUCACAACGGAGUGAAUAAUUAUCAAUUGGAAACAAGGUUAUCCAUAGCCGGAGCAAAUAAAGUUAUGCUGCCUACUUUACAGGAAUACGGCAGAGCCUAUCACGAAUGCCGUGUAGUGUUUUUCACUGCUGGUCAGUACAAAAUAGAUAUUCAAUGUAGUAGCAAAGAAUCCGCUCCAAACUCUCCGAUACUUUAUUCGGAGCUUCUAAAUGCAGGGCAUACAUGGCGUUAUAUACCGCCCAUCGAAAUAACUGUCGACGAUUAUUAAUAUCGAUAUAAAUAUAAAUGUAAAUCACUGUCUACACCAGUAAAUUGUAAUAUUUGUAAAAAAAAA
Molecule: messenger RNA, 3882 nt
Organism: Wasmannia auropunctata (little fire ant)
Lineage: Eukaryota; Metazoa; Arthropoda; Insecta; Hymenoptera; Formicidae
Gene: brun
Product: protein brunelleschi
Exons: 13
Coding region: 247-3816 (1189 amino acids)
Cellular component (GO): trans-Golgi network
Source: RefSeq, a predicted model, not a curated record